AUGUCUGCCGUCGCAGCGCCGUCUGCAAUGGCGGCGCCCGUGGAAUCGGAGCGGGAUUUGAAGGGCAUGAAAAAGCAUCUGGACAAGAAUCAUUUUGGUGAUCAUUCCAAGUGUAAGCCAGUCUUCUGUGGAUUUCUUAGAAAACCUAAUGAGACAUACCGUCAUAGAAGUCUGCCGUACAAGUCAGCACUAAAGGACAGUCCCCUACGUCAUCGUCUGGAAAUACUGUUUGAACCCAUUAUUGCUCGAUCAAUUCAAUACUCCGAUCAAGGAUCUUCACAGCAAUGUGAGCACGCAGAUAAAGAGGUUACACUUAGGGCUCCUAAUUCACACCAUUAUGGUGCUUCAGACUCACUGGACUUUCGUGUGCAAGCCACCUCAGCUUUCAUCAAUGACGGCAGGAAUUACAUAGCUCAGGUGAUAACGUUCGUCAUGGACUCUCCGAGUCGCGCCCCUGCUCCGGCUAUGGCCCCAACCCAAGUCAAUAACGCAUACAGUACCUCGUUACGUCUGCCCCCACAGCUCGAUAUAACUUCAGGAAAUGUAUCAGAGAAUUUCAAACGCUGGAAGCGUGAAGUUGAGAUAUAUUUAGCUGCAUCGGGUGCAGGUGAACGUAACCAGCGAAUUCAAACAGCAAUCAUAUUGAAUUGCGCGGGAUCACAUGUUUUAGAGAUCUAUGACCAGAUCACGUGGGAAGAGGAAGGGGACAAGGACGACCCCAAUAAAGUAUUGCAAGCUCUUGAGAAAUAUUGCAAUCCCCGCGACAACGAGGUAUUAGAAUCACAUAGGUUUUGGAACCUACCCUAUCAAGAACCUUUUGAUAAAUUCCUGACUGAAAUGAAAACCAGAGUGUCUGCAUGUAACUUCCAGGAAAAAGAGAGAAUGAUGCGCGAUAAAAUAGUGUUCACAGUAACAGGAAAGUUACAGGAACUCUUGUUGAGGGAAGAUAAACUCACCCUUGAGAAAGCUGUCAAGGUUUGUAGGGCAUUUGAACAAUCAAAUAAGCAAGUAAGAGAACUUCGUGACACUAACCCCACAUCGAGAGUGAACAAAGUCGCUAGUAACUAUAACCAGAAACCAAACUCGAAGGGGAGGAAACCGUUCGUGAAACCUCAAAGUCAACAGAAACCCUCGAGACCGUCGCGUACCAAUACCAGUUCUAGUAAAGGACCUGAAUGUACUUUUUGUGGUUAUCAGCAUGCUCGACAAAAGGAGAAAUGCCCAGCAUGGGGUGCUACCUGUGAUUUUUGUAAAGGACGAAACCAUUUCAAAGCAAAAUGUAAGAAGGUACACGCAGUGUCACUCGCAAAUGAGGACACAAGUCUUGAUGAUGAAGAUGGAGCAUGGCUCAUGGCAGUUGAUUCCGGCAAACAACGAAUACAUGCGUCUUUGACUGUAAAUGACAAUUCUGUGAAAUUUCAGCUUGACAGUGCUGCUGAUGUUAAUACUAUUUGUCAAAAACAUGUGAGGAAGCCCCAAGUAACGCCGACAAAAGUGAAGUUAAAUAUGUGGAACAAGACUAACUUGGAACCUCUUGGGCAGUGUACCCUCAAGGUCACAAACCCCCGUACUAGCGUUGAAUCCAGUGUGACUUUCAUUGUUGUACCUAACGGACUCACCAACCUAUUAGGUCUGAAGACUAUUCAGGAACUUGGUUUUGUAACCAUUAAUGAUGACCGUUUCAUUUCACAAGUCAUGAAAACCCCACAUAAACUUGGUGAUUUAGGUGAAGCAACCCUACGUACUGAUGGGAGCAUUCCAGCCAAAGUCUUACCGUGCAGGAAGGUGCCCCUAGCUAUUCAGGCUUCGGUAAAAGAGGAGCUUGAUCGACUGCAGGAUACUGGAGUACUCGUUCCUGUGACCGAACCAACACAGUGGGUCAGCCAGAUGGCUGUUGUACACAAAACUAAUGGAAAGUUGAGACUGUGUAUAGAUCCCCAACCACUCAAUACCGCGUUAAUGCGUGAACAUUAUCGACUACCUGUACUAGAUGACAUAUUGCCAAAAUUGAAGGAUGCCAAAAUAUUCAGCAAACUUGACAUCAAAGAAGCUUAUUGGCAUGUGCGGUUGGACAAACAGUCAAGCUUGCUCACAACAAUGAUUACGCCAUUUGGUCGAUACCGGUGGACCAGACUGCCAUUUGGUCUGAAGGUCUCCAGUGAGAUAUUUCAGAGAAAAUUAGAUGAAGCCCUGAGUGACAUUGAUGGUGUUUUCAGUGUAGUGGAUGACAUCAUUGUACCAGGUUGUGGUCCUGACAUCGUCUCCGCCCAACGUGAUAAUCAGCAGAAGCUAGAAAACGUCCUGAAGCGAUGUGAAGAAAAACAUAUCACACUGAAUGAAGAGAAGCAAGAAACUGGUCUCAACGAAAUUGUAUUUCAUGGUCACCGUAUCUCGAAGGAUGGUGUCAAGGUCGAUGAUGCAAAGGUCAAGGCCAUUCAUGACAUGCCCUCACCCACUGACGUCUCAGGUGUAAAACGUUUGUGUGGCAUGGCACAAUACAUGUCCCGUUUCUUACCGGAUUUGGCAGAAACUUUGGAACCAAUCCGAGCUCUUACCCGAAAAGGAACGCCUUGGAACUGGUCUGUUGAUUGUGAGAAGGCGUUCAGAUUACUUAAGCAAAAGCUGACCACUACACCAUGUCUUGCAUAUUUUGACCCUGAUAAGGAGGUUGUCUUACAAGUCGACAGCAGCAAGGAUGGUAUCGGAGCCGUACUUCUACAGGAAGGGAGACCCGUAGAAUACGCGUCCAGAGCUCUUACGGUGUCAGAGAGAAAAUGGGCUCAAAUAGAAAAAGAAGCUUUGUCAGUGCUCUAUGGUCUUGAGCGUUUUGACCAAUAUACAUAUGGGAGAAACGUCACGGUGCAGAACGAUCACAAACCUUUGGCCGCCAUUCUGAAAAAACCUCUGAGUAUGGCGCCAAAGCGUCUACAGGACAUCAUGAUGAGAUUCCAUAGAUAUGAUGUGGAGUUUGAGUUUGUGAAAGGAGUCAACCUGUUGAUCGCCGACACUUUGAGUAGAGCUUACCUCGACUCGACGGAUGGAAACCGUGAUGAACGUGUUCGCAUUCUGACCGUGAAUGUGUUUGGUGACAUCCCAGAUGCUAGGAUUUCUGAAGUUAGAGAAGCCACAGCAAAUGAUUCAAUCCUGCAAGCAUUAAUGACUCUUGUCAUUGAAGGUUGGCCUACAAGAAGACAGGAUUUGCCCCCUGGUGCCGCCGCAUAUUUUGAUUUGCGUGAAAGCCUGUCAGUUGUUGAUGGAAUUAUAAUGAGGGGAGAAUCUAUAGUAAUUCCUCAAAGUCUCCGAGCAGACAUGAAAUCGCGUUUACACAGUGCACAUCUUGGCUACCAUAGUAUGCUCAGGAGAGCCCGGUCAACGAUAUUCUGGCCCGGUAUGUCAGCCGACAUCAAGCAACUUGCUGAUGCCUGUGAAAUUUGUCAGGAGAUGAAACCGCGAAAUGCGCCAGAACCGCUUACACAGCACACUGAAGGAGCAAAACCCUGGGACAAGAUCGGACUCGAUUUGUGUCAAGUACAAGGGAAAGACUACCUUAUAGCCGUAGAUUACUACUCGCAUUUCAUUGAGUGUGACUUGCUUACUACGACAACAAGUGCACGUGUCAUAUCAUUCGUAAAGAAACAUUGUGCUCGCUAUGGCGUCCCAAAGAUGAUUGUGUCAGAUGGAGGACCUCAGUUCUCAAGCAGUGAAUUUAAACAUUUUGUCAGUCAUUGGGGAAUUAAUCAUGUGAUGUCGUCUCCAAUGCAUCAACAAGCCAAUGGUAAAGCCGAGUCCGCCGUCAAGGUCAUGAAGAACCUGUUAUUGAAAACUCUUGUUGAAGGGAAGGACCCAUAUGAAGCAAUAUUGGAACAACGUAACACACCCAGACAAGAUACUGGUGUCAGUCCAGCGCAGGUAAUGUUUGGAAGGACAACUCGAACAUUCAUUCCCAGUCUAUGUCAGGAUACCUCAACCUCAGUGCCAAAUGCUGAAAUUAACAGGAAACGCGAAGCGCGUCGACAAUCUGUGAAAAGGACAUUUGACAGGAAGUCGCAUCCAUUACGCGCACUCAAAAAUGGACAAACCGUUUACUUCCAGCAUCUAGAGGGAGAGCGAUGGAAACUCGGGACAGUGAAAGAAAGGACUGCCUCGAAAUCUUACACUGUUUGUGGUCCAGAUGGUGGUGUAUAUCGUAGGAACCGCGUCCACAUGAGGCCGACAUCCAUACUACCGCGUCCUCGCGAAGUGUCUCCAAAUCGCGUACCAGAUACUGUCUCUCAAAACGUGUCGCAGAAAGACUCCGUGGAGCCUACUAAAUUCAUGUCGUCUCAUGAUCAAAUCUCUAGUAAAAGUGAAGCCAAGAAACCUACCACAAGUGGCACAGCUAUGACAGUGAUGGAACCGUUACCAACAGGAAGUACCCGACCUAAGCGUGAUUCCAAACCGCCAGUGUACUUAAAGGACUAUGUUACUUAA
Messenger RNA from Pecten maximus, 4470 nucleotides. RefSeq lists its product as uncharacterized. The coding region runs from base 1 to 4470 and encodes 1489 amino acids. Lineage: Eukaryota; Metazoa; Mollusca; Bivalvia; Pectinida; Pectinidae. The record is from RefSeq and is a predicted model, not a curated record. Gene Ontology annotation, molecular function: nucleic acid binding. Gene Ontology annotation, biological process: DNA integration. The transcript is spliced from 3 exons.